ACCAUGCUGUCCCAGCAGAAAGCCAGCCUGGCCGAGCCCCGCCGUGCCAGCCCCCCAGCCCACGUGCGAGUGUGCGUCCGCCUGCGCCCCUGCAGCCAGGGGGACCCCUGCAUCCGCGGCCUGGAUUCCCACUCUGUGGAGAUCAUCAAUUGGAGGAACAAGAUGGAGACUAUACAGUACGAGUUCGACACCUUCUAUGGUGAUCGAGCCACCCAGCAUGACAUCUACACCGGCUCCAUGCAGUCUGUCCUGUGCCACCUGCUGGAGGGGCAGAACGCCAGUGCGCUGGCCUAUGGACGCACCGGUGCAGGUAAGACGCACACCAUGCUGGGCAGCACAGAACAGCCAGGUGAUCCACGGGCGCUGCGGGAUGUCCUGCUAAUGACACGGGAGGCGAGCCGCUCACCCGGGGCUGAGGAGUGGGACUUCUCCGUCUCCAUGUCCUACCUGGAGAUCUACCAGGAGAAGGUGCUGGACCUGCUGGAGCCAUCCCAGCAGGACCUGCCGAUCCGGGAGGACCAGGACCAGAACAUCCUGAUCCCGGGGCUGACUGAGCGGGAGCUGAGAAGCUUCAGGGACUUUGAGCGGCACUUCCUGCCGGCCAGCCGCAACCGCACGGGAGCCUCCACUCAGCUCAAGGACGGCUUGAACCGCAGCCACGCCGUGCUGCUGGUGUGGGUGGCAUGGAGCCAGCGGGUGCCCCCCCCCACUGCUCACGUGGCCAAUCUCUGCCUCGUUGACCUGGCUGGCUCCGAGGACAACCGGUACACUGGAAACCGUGGCCUGUGGCUCAAGGAGAGCGGAGCCAUCAAUGCCUCCCUGCACGUGCUCAGCAAGGUCGUGGAGACCCUCAACCAGGGGCUGCCCUACGUGCCUGAAGCAGGUGCUGUGCCGUACCGUGAGAGCAAGCUCACCCGCCUGCUGCAGGACUCCCUGGGGGGCUUGGCUCACAGCGUGAUCAUAGCAAAUGUCACCCCGGAGCUACACUUUUACUUUGACACGCUGAGCACGCUGAACUUUGCUGCCAAGACCAAGCAGGGGGUGAACUGGCCCUUUACCCAGGAGACGCUGCAGGCCCCAGCGGCACCUCCCGAGGAUCCUGGAGCUGGCAGUGAGGGUGCCAGCCCCGGAGCCAAGAGCCCUCCCGAGGAGGAGCCCCCCGAGGCCAAGACCCUCAGAUGA
Messenger RNA from Mauremys reevesii (Reeves's turtle), 1182 nucleotides. Its product is annotated as kinesin-like protein KIF22. Gene Ontology annotation, biological process: mitotic spindle organization; microtubule-based movement. The record is from RefSeq and is a predicted model, not a curated record. Lineage: Eukaryota; Metazoa; Chordata; Testudines; Geoemydidae. Gene Ontology annotation, molecular function: ATP binding; microtubule binding; microtubule motor activity.